UUCAAUGUGCAGCCGCAUCCUUGAAUCGAAGCUCAUCAUCAAAGCUACUGCUCAGGUUUUGGGUCUAACAACUUCGAAACCCAAAGACAACCACGGUUAUAUUUUGUUAGUUUAAGAGGAAAGGCUAGAUAUUUUUAUAUAAAGAUAUAUUUUUUUCUCGGAAGUGUUAAAAAUGAUGGCAUGUACGGAGAUCAUCACGAUGUGUCUUCAGUCUGCCAAGCAGCAGCAUCUAUAUGCCAACAAACAACAUCUAUUGCAGAAUAACCCUGACCAAGGGAUUUCAAUUUUCCAGGACAUCUUUCGCCGUGCUGACAAAAAUGAUGAUGGGAAGCUCUCCUUUGAGGAGUUCAAGAAGUACUUUGCAGAUGGCAUCCUGAGUACUGAGGAGAUGCAGGAGCUCUUCUACUCCAUAGACCGACACCAGUCUAACAAUUUGGACACAGAAAAGCUUUCAGAUUAUUUUUCCCAACACCUGGGCGAAUACCUGAAUGUCCUGUCAGCUUUAGAGAAGCUGAAUGUUGCAAUUCUGAAGGCAAUGGACAAAACUAAGGAGGAAUACCAAAAUUCUUCCGUGCUGGGCCAGUUUGUGACUCGUUUCCUGCUGCGUGAGACCUCAAGCCAGCUGCACUCAUUGCAGGUCUCUCUGGAGUGUGCCAUGGAAGCUGUGGAAGAGCAGAGCUGCCCAGGAAGGAAGGAGGUGAAAAAGCCUGAAGGCCUCCCUGUACAGAGGAACAUCCGACGGUGCGGCCGGCGGAUCCAGAAGAACCUGUGCCUGUCCCCCACAGACCCCUACUCAGGCAUGCUCACCACAGGAGUUACCGUGGAACCGGACAACCACUGGAACUCCCAGAUCAACAGGCUUCAGCUGCUCAUUGACAAGCUGGAGUGUCAGAGUCCGCGGCUGGAACCCAUCAAGGAGGAUACGCUGGCCAGUACCUAUAAAUCUAAUAUCCUGCUGGUUCAGAGGCAGAUGUCAGUGAUGGAGAAAGACCUAGAAGAGUUCCACCAAGCACUGCGGAAAUACACCAACGCCACCAUGAGUCAAAAUGAAAAUUUACACAUAUCCAUCCAGAAAUUGCCAGAGAGAUCUUGCUUCAUAAUGUAUGAGUUCUGGCAGGACCGUAUCUCCUGGAUGAGUUAUCUCCAGUCCAAUGAAAGCAAGAGCUUUCAGCGCUGCAUCAUCGACGUGCUGGAGGACCCUGAGGUGGUGUCCACAAUGCUUCUCCCAGCCUCCUGGUGGAUCAUGAAUGGAAACUGACGGCAAUAAGCUCAUGCAUGGCGAGGAGGACGGGAACCAUGCCUGACUGAAAUAUUUCCAUCAAGACAAUUUCAUGCAUGCAGCAGCAUCCAGGACUCGUAUAAAGAAAUUAAUGCUCUAUUUUGUAAGCAUCUAUAUUUUAAAAGUCUGAAAAGUAAACACGGUCUCUCGCGUCCAACCCAAAAUGCUUGAUUUGAGCGAAAAGGUGAAAGCCAACGCCACAUGUGAGACAAUCAUGUUAAAUUAAUUAGAGAUGUUGCUCCUUGUAGCUUAGUUUCAUUACAUGAUAUUGGAAAUAACAUGUAAGUGCUUCAUAAGAAGAGAUGCAAGUGUAACAUUUUUUCUUCAACGCAGCACGAUUAUAUUAUGAAGUACUUAAUCUGUAUUUCAGUCUAGGGGAUAAAAUUGUUUUGUUGGAUCUGUAGAAUGAUUUUUCUUGUGUUUGCUUCUGUAAAUACGUAUAUAGAAAACAAUGUAUUUGCAUGAAUUUCUCUGAAAACAUUUUUUUAGCUUUACAUCCAAAUGACUUUGGAAUAAUCACGCUUAAAGCAACAUGAUUACAGUAUAUUUUGCUUGAAAUAUCUGAGCUUAAAGUGAUGUUUAAUUGCCUGCAGCAGAAUCCAUUAUCCUUUAUGCAUAUAUUUUUAAACGCAAAAACAACAAAAUUGUUGCAGUUGAUAUCUAUGCUAAAUACCAGUUUCUAAUUUGAUUUUCUGUUCAUUUCCAACAUUCUGCAAUCACCUCCGGUUGUGUAUUAGUCGUUUUCCACAUUUCAAUUUAUGUCUGAGUGGUUUAUUUGCAUAGUUAAGAUUAAUUUAAGCAGUUGUUCAAACGUAGGCUUAGUUUUUACAGGAUUAUUUAUAAUAUUCAGUGUUUUGGAUGUAGUAUACUGCGACUUAGCAUAAUUGUGUGAUUUGCCAUCAGCUCGACUCAAGGCCGGUAGGAAGCCGGUUUGUGCUUCAUGACAAAAAAGCCCCAGGUAACAUCCUUCCAGCAAGUGGCAGUUUCCCAAGGCUUUUAAUAAAUAAGUGAUCACCGCACACUAGGAGCGAUCAGUGGCACCAGGUACCCAAUUUCCCUUUGUGUGUUAUGCCCUGGGCUGUCAUUGUACCAUGUACAUUUAAUUAAAAGCCCAAAGUGGCCAAAACCUGGGAAGAUUAGCAGCAGAAAUAGCUCAGUAGCAUCGCCGUGUUGAAACCUUCUGCUGAUCAUAACAUUGGUGGGACAGUAGAUGUAGUUACAGUAAAGCUUUGUCUCUAUGCUGCAGAGAUAUGUAUCCCUGUGCAGCGCAUUGCCAUGUGAAUACAUCUACAUAAUUGAUCUUCCCUUUUCAAUUAACUAAAACUAACGAAAAGUGGAGCCCACAGGUUUUUUAAAGGUGCACAGCAUUCUUAGUGUCAGCCUUUUACGAAAAACUGCCAGGAUGAAACCUAUCGAUUAUCAGUAUUUAAGCCUACAAUAAAGCCUUGGUUACACGACCUGCAGUGUACGUGCUUUUCCUUGCUUGCCUUUCAUUGUGAACUACAACAUGUAGACAUUGUUUCUUUGGAUGAAGUUUCAUGGAUGUUCUGUUUGACUUCGAAAUAAAGAUGAUGAUUUCA
Molecule: messenger RNA, 2859 nt
Organism: Brienomyrus brachyistius
Lineage: Eukaryota; Metazoa; Chordata; Actinopteri; Osteoglossiformes; Mormyridae
Gene: necab3
Product: N-terminal EF-hand calcium binding protein 3
Exons: 13
Coding region: 173-1258 (361 amino acids)
Biological process (GO): regulation of amyloid precursor protein biosynthetic process
Cellular component (GO): cytoplasm; Golgi cis cisterna; endoplasmic reticulum
Molecular function (GO): calcium ion binding
Source: RefSeq, a predicted model, not a curated record